Messenger RNA from Eleginops maclovinus (Patagonian blennie), 1028 nucleotides. It is a transcript of the gene tmem70, whose product is annotated as transmembrane protein 70. Gene Ontology annotation, cellular component: mitochondrial membrane. Gene Ontology annotation, biological process: mitochondrial proton-transporting ATP synthase complex assembly. NCBI's taxonomy places the organism in Eukaryota, Metazoa, Chordata, Actinopteri, Perciformes, Eleginopidae. The record is from RefSeq and is a predicted model, not a curated record. The transcript is spliced from 3 exons. Bases 104 to 811 code for a protein of 235 amino acids.
AUUAAACCAAAGAAGAAGGAAAGGAAGCGGAAGUCUGGAGGUGAUGCAGGAGGCCUCCGGCGAGUGAAGCUUCAUAGUUCGGUCAGGGUUAAACCUGAGGAGCAUGUUUUCUGUGAGUGUCCUGCGGAGGCUCCGGCCCUGUUGUGGGGCUCCUGCCUCCAGCCUGCUCCACACUGCAGCGGCUCACAGGGCGCCGCUUCCCGUGGACUGUUCCCGAGGACAGGGGGGGCCGGACAUAAGGUCGUUCCUCCACCGACACAACACGGCGCAGUUCUGCAGUGUGUCUUCCCGCUGUCUCUCCACAGCGACACACUCUGAGGACGGACACCUCAUCUACUCUGGCAACCUGGGCACUGCUGUUCGAGGGGUGAAGCUGUUUUCUUACAGUUCCAGCGGGGCCAGCCUCCUCCUCAUGCCUCAGAUCCUCAUGAAGACCGGGUUGGGGGUCCAGAGCCUCGCCCUACAGGCUGCAUUCUGUGGAGUCGUGGGAUUUUUCACCUUCAUCACCCCGGUCGUCCUCCACUUCAUCAGCAAGGGCUAUGUGAUCCGCCUGUACCACAACCCAAACAGAGACACGUACACCGCUAUCACCUGCAGCCUAUUCCUCACGGAGAAGAGGAGCGUGUUUUACCAGAGGCAGGUCAGGAUCCCAGCCGUCAGCCAGAUGUUCACCACCUUCUACGCUGGUGACACAGGGUUGCUGGUUAACCCGGACAUGUUCCCCAUUCCACAUGACUACAACCACCUGAUGGGCUAUGAUAAGCCCUUUAGCUUCAGCACAGAGGAUGUAGGUCGACCUGACCACAGCUGAGGCAGCUUAGUGUUGGUCCACAACUCCAAACUGCACCGUAUAUUUACCCACAAAAUUGACAGAAUUAUUUUCUCAUUUUAGUUUUUUUGUCAAUAUUUUGAGGAUGUUUCAUGUUAAUAAAUUAUAAAGUCUGUUUGAAACACUUUCCCUUUGUGUGUCUCUACAAUUGUGUCAUGACUGUGCACAUUCAAAUGAUUAAAGACAAAUUCUAACUUGU